AUGGCUGCUUCGAGGCCAGCGCGCCCUAAGCCCCUGGAGUGGUCAGGUCCAUCGCAUUUGACAGUAUUUAUCCGCAAUCUCAAACUGCUGAACCUCGAUCAACGCGAUGAUUGGCCCGAAAUUACACUCCGCUCGCUGUCGUCGUCAUCGGCGAACCAGCGACAGCGCACUCGCCUAGUCGAGUGGGCUCUCUAUUACCUGUUCACAAUCUGGGAUCCAGAGGGUGCUCGAAAUAAACUCCGUCCCUUCUUCCCACCGCUAGAGCCCCUACAGUCCGUCAACCUCCGCGCAGCACUCUUUCGUGUUUUGACCGAAUUGAAGAAAAAUGGCGACCUAGGGCGAGAAACAAUUCUACGAAAGACAAUGCUGGAUGAUUGCAAGGGCGAGAAGUUCGAUGAGCUGCUCGCUGUGUUCUCGACGGCGGUUCUACGGAAGCUACUCACGAUAUCCGUGACAGAUGCAUCAUGGAACUCUGCUAUGAAGCUUUCUAUGGCCAAUUCUAUCUCCUUGGUAGACUACCAGAAUAUACUACCACUCAUACUAGCUCAUCGAGCUUCUCUCAAUGCGGCAGGGGGGCGCCGUGCAAGAUUGCAUGAUGUUUACGACCAGUUCUCGCAGCUGCUGGACAACAAGAAGAUCGAGCUUUCGGAGCGUGCGAAUAAGAAACAUCAAGACUUGGGUCAAACUCAAGUUGAUCCAGACAUCUUGACUCGUGAGCUUCGAGCCAAUUGGCUGGGGAGCGAAGAAUGGGCUACGGCUUUGCUCGAAGGGGGAACACAGGGCUGCACGGAUUCUUUCUUGGAGCAGCCAUUCUCGAAAGCUUUGGCUUGUGCAACAGAUUCAUCAGUUGAUAGUCUUAAAUUAGGUGCCAAGCAAGACCUGAUUUUUGAUCUUGAGGCACGGGUUUUGCGGCUCAGGGGCCGACUACGCAGGUGGCACGAGUUCAAUGAUUCCCUUCGCAAGGAAAAUGGUCAGAAUGGUUCAUCGGCUAGUGCAAAGCCCCAGGAGCCCCGUCUGCUAUUCCGCGAUCACCAAGCCCUUACAGUGGCAAGUAUAUCCAAAGCUGUACGACAGCCUGCAGACCAUGGAAGGGUUCUCAAGCAGGAGGAUCGAUCAUUCAUGUCAACAGUUAAUGAGGCCAUUAUCCGCAUCAAUGGGAAACCUCGGAAACCCAUGAGUCACAAGAUACCAGAUCGUACUAUCAAAGUCAAAGCUCUCCCAGUCGAAACUGAGAGCCUUAGUGAUCAAAGCAUCUCGCCAAUAUCGGAGAUCAGCGCAGAAAUUCCUAUGCCUGCUACAAAUAGGUCCACAUACACUAUUAGCGUGGAACCGAGUCCCGAGAUUGAGCCCGUGCAACCCUCCAUCUCAACCCCAACCGUUCGUCUUUCGCCAGAACCAACCUUCAAAUUUGAUGAGCCAAACUAUGAGCCCGUGAAAGCCUCUUCGCCUUCCCAUCGCAGGCUCAUCGAACGUACCCGCAAAUCCAUGUCUCUUGUUCCACCUCCCACCUCCCACGAAGGGCCUCGGCCCCGUCAGCGACGUGCUCCACGAGCUUCCCUCCCAGUGAAUCAGUUCGAGACACCCCGAAAAUCUUCCGGCCCAAAUGGGAGAUCUGGUGCGUCAACGCCGCAAGACAAACUUUUCGAAGAAGAUGCAGAAUAUGCUAGCAUUUUUAAAUCGCGGCCGCGUGUGGCGCUUAGUCCUAUAUCUUCGCCUGCCGUGCAUUUUAGUCCUGAACUCGACGAAUCAGAGGAAGAGUUCGAGUUGGAUUAUGACGGGGCGGAGUGGGGAGAUGUGGAUUCGCCUUUGGCUACGACUAAAUAUAGGUAG
This is a messenger RNA of Penicillium verhagenii, 1830 nucleotides long. RefSeq lists its product as uncharacterized. The transcript is spliced from 2 exons. The record is from RefSeq and is a predicted model, not a curated record. Gene Ontology annotation, cellular component: mitotic spindle microtubule; HAUS complex. The coding region runs from base 1 to 1830 and encodes 609 amino acids. Gene Ontology annotation, molecular function: microtubule binding. Gene Ontology annotation, biological process: spindle assembly. NCBI's taxonomy places the organism in Eukaryota, Fungi, Ascomycota, Eurotiomycetes, Eurotiales, Aspergillaceae.